AUUCUAUAGUGAUGAAUAACUGAUAGAUAUUCCAUUUUUCUACCUUAAGUUAUAUCUUUGAUUGUUUCUCAUUUUAUGAUCUAUCUUUUUAGAUAGGACUCAAUAAUCAGCCUAUGAAGAUGAUCAUCACUUCUUCCUCUAAACUUUUCUUCUUUUCAUCAUUCCUUGCACUUUGCUUCAUGCUAUGUCCUACAGAAGCUGCUUCUCGGCUGCCAGACACAGAAGUGGAAGCUCUGAAGCAAAUAAAAAAAACGCUCGGUUGGGACUUGAAGAACAUAGAUCCAUGCAGUGGAGGGGGGAUUAUUUCAACCCCAAUUCGCUCAACAUCAGAAAUAAUUAAUGUUUCAUGUGAUUGCUCCAUUGCUAAUGACAACUUCUGCCAUAUCAUUACCAUAAUUCUGAGUGCACAAGAUCUUCAAGGAAAGCUCCCUCCAGAACUUGUCAAGCUGCCAUACCUUCAAGAGAUUAACCUUACCCGCAAUUACCUUAGCGGUACAAUUCCUAGAGAAUGGGGUACAAUGAACCUUACCAAAAUUGCACUUGUUGCAAACGGACUGAGUGGUGAAAUCCCUAAGGAGCUAGCAAACAUCACCACUCUCAAAACUUUGUCCUUAGAGUUCAAUAAUUUCUAUGGGAAUCUUUCAGUUCUUGGAUCUCUUCCACACCUUGAAAUACUGGAUCUUACCUCUAAUAAUUUCACUGGAGAACUGCCUGAAACAUUUUCAAAUCUAAUCACAUUAAAGGAACUCCGUCUUGGUGAUAAUCAAUUCUCAGGAAAAAUACCUAAUUUCAUACAAAAAUGGACAGGACUUGAAGAUCUAGAAAUACAGGGGAGUGGUUUUACUGGGCCAAUUCCAUCUGAAAUUUCAUAUUUACUUAACUUAGAAAACUUGAGGAUUAGUGACCUGAAUGGACCUCAGUCUAAAUUCCCACCUCUCGAUAAUAUGACAAACUUGGGAGUAUUGAUAUUAAGGAGUUGCAACAUUAAUGACACAAUCCCUAACUAUCUUGGAAAAUUUACAAAUUUGAAAACAUUAGACCUCAGCUAUAACAAAUUAGGAGGAGAAAUUCCAAAGCCUCUUACAUCGCUAUCAAGUAUAAAGUACAUAUAUUUAACUGGAAACAUUCUCACCGGACAAGUGCCCGCCGAUUGGACUGCAUCCGUAGAUCUUUCAUAUAACAACUUCAGCAACUCCCCACAAACAGUGACAUGUCAAACGUCAAACAUGAACUUGUUUGCGAGUUUUGCAAAAGGCAACAACACAGGACCUCUUUCUUGUGGGCAAAGCAAAGAAAAAUGCCCAAAAUACUAUUAUUCCUUCCAUAUAAAUUGUGGUGGAGAUAGUAAUGUACAGAAAGGAAGGAUAAUAUAUGAGAGGGAUUCAUAUGAGGGAGUAGCAUUUAAGAAAAGUACAGUUGAAUCAAAUUGGGCAAUUAGUACAACUGGUGGUGAUUUCAUGGAUAAUGUUCAUCCGUACGACCUUAUCCUAGAAAAUGAAACCAAACUUGACAUAGUUGAUGAUGCUGAUCUUUAUACAAAGGCACGUGGUUCUCCCAUUUCUUUGACUUACUAUGGCUUUUGCCUGGCAAAUGGAAACUACACCGUCAAUCUCCACUUUGCAGAGAUCGUUUUUAUCAAUGGCACCACAUAUAAGAGCCUAGGAAGGCGUAUAUUUGAUGUAUACAUUCAGGGAGAGCGUGUUCUAAAGGAUUUCAAUAUUGCAAAAGAAGCAAAAGGAAUCGGAAAGGCAAAUAUUCAAAAUUUGAGUGCUUACGUGAGCAACAAUGAGUUAGAGAUCCGGUUAUAUUGGGCAGGGAAAGGUACUACUGGUGUUCCAUAUAGAUCACAAUAUGGCCCUCUUAUAUCAGCAAUUUCUGUCACUUCUGACUCAACACCUAAGCACAAUCACAUAUCUACAAGGCUAAUGGCUGGAAUUGUUGCUCCAACAGUCAUAGUUAUCAUCCUAAUUAUUUGUCUACUUUGGUGGAAAGGUUGUCUAAGAAAGAAAACAUCAUUAGAAAAAGAGCUAAGAAAUUUAGAUUUACAAACUGGUCUAUUUUCCUUGCAUCAAAUUAAGGCAGCAACAAACAACUUUAAUAUCUCCAAUAAAAUUGGUGAAGGAGGCUUUGGCCCUGUUUAUAAGGGUAUUUUACCAAAUGGCACUAUAAUAGCAGUCAAACAACUUUCAUCUAAAUCAAAGCAAGGAAACCGUGAGUUCAUCAAUGAGAUAGCAAUGAUCUCAGCAUUACAACACCCUUGUCUUGUUAAACUUUAUGGAUGCUGUGUUGAGGGAGAUCAAUUAUUGUUGAUAUAUGAAUAUAUGGAAAACAAUAGCCUUGCAUAUGCAUUAUUCGGGAACAAAGAGAAUCAAUUAAAAUUGAAUUGGCCAACGAGACAGAAGAUUUGUGUUGGUAUUGCUAGAGGUUUGGCUUUUCUCCAUGAGGAAUCAAGAUUGAAAAUUGUUCAUAGGGAUAUUAAGGCAACUAAUGUGUUGCUCGACAAAAAUUUAAAUCCAAAAAUAUCUGAUUUUGGUUUAGCCAAACUCCAUGAAGAGGAUGCUACUCACAUUAGUACUCGAAUAGCUGGGACAUAUGGAUACAUGGCACCUGAAUAUGCAAUGAAUGGUUAUUUGACUGACAAAGCAGAUGUUUAUAGUUUUGGAAUUGUUGUCUUGGAACUUGUUAGUGGAAAGGCUAAUACCAUUCAUCGAUCAAAGGAGGAAGUGUUAUAUCUUCUUGAUUGGGCACAUUUGUUGAAAGAGAAAGGCAUGCUCAUGGAGCUAGUUGAUCGAAGGUUAGGUUCAGAUUUUAAUGAAGAGGAAGUAAUGGUGAUGAUCCAAGUAGCUCUGUUAUGCACCAAUGCGACUGCAAAUCUUAGGCCUUCCAUGUCUUCAGUUCUAAGCAUGCUUGAAGGCAAAACCAUUGUUCCAGAAUUCGUUUCAGAUCAAAGUGAAUUAAUGGAUGAGAUGAAGUUAGAGGCAAUGCGACAAUAUUACUAUCAAAAGGAAGAAAAUAAAAUAAAUGAGGCCAACAAUAAUGUGUCACAUAAUGUUGUUGAAGAACAAUGGAUUGCUUCAUCUUCGUCUGACCUCUAUCCUAUGCACAUUGAUUCUUCAUCAUAUUAUUGGGAGCAAAGAAACUAGUUAAUAGAGUGUGUGUAACUUCCAUUACUAUUCCGUAGAGAUUUUACCAAACGAACUUAACCUUAUACAAGACAAUUUAUGGUGCUUUUCACACCCAAAAAAAAGAUAGUAACAUGUAUUAUGUUAAUUAGUUUAAUUAAUUUUGUCAAUUAUUUAAUGAUUUUUAAUUAUCGUUUUCACAUAAAGAUAGAUUGACAACUUCAUUAAAUAGUCUACAAUUUUAUUGCGAGGACAAAGACUUUUUUUUUUUAAUUUUUGGUUUGGGACA
Messenger RNA from Arachis stenosperma, 3411 nucleotides. Its product is annotated as probable leucine-rich repeat receptor-like serine/threonine-protein kinase At3g14840. Gene Ontology annotation, biological process: protein phosphorylation. The coding region runs from base 114 to 3143 and encodes 1009 amino acids. Gene Ontology annotation, molecular function: protein binding; protein kinase activity; ATP binding. NCBI's taxonomy places the organism in Eukaryota, Viridiplantae, Streptophyta, Magnoliopsida, Fabales, Fabaceae. The record is from RefSeq and is a predicted model, not a curated record. The transcript is spliced from 24 exons.